Molecule: messenger RNA, 678 nt
Organism: Dibothriocephalus latus
Lineage: Eukaryota; Metazoa; Platyhelminthes; Cestoda; Diphyllobothriidea; Diphyllobothriidae
Source: the annotation of a GenBank genome assembly
AUGCCUAAGAAGGCGAAGAGGCAGAAAAAGGAGAAGAAAAGCAAGAAAGACAAGGGAAAACAAAAAGGUGUUAAGAAGCAAGAUAGAACCGCGGAAGUGACGAAGAGGAUCGCCGUCUGUGGGAACGCGGCUACAGUCCGACAAGUGAUAGCUCAGUCAGGAAAAUUAAAAACGGAUACUGAUGGUGCCGUAGUGACCAUGAACGUCGAGAAUAGAAUGAACGGAGCCGAAGUUGCAGCUGGAGGUAAUUAUGAUGGCGUCCUGUGUGUUUACGACGUACGCAAACAGAAGAGCUACAAUUUUCUAAAGGAAAGGGUUUUGAGCGCUGCCAAAAGCAAGUCACCCAAUGCUUAUCUCAUGGUAGCCGCUGUUGGCCUCGAAUAUCGUGGAAGCGCAGAGCGGCCACUCGUACCGAACCAAGAACUGAAAUCUCUGGCAUCAGCAAAUGGGGCCUCCUGCACAGAACUAAUUUCUUCCAAUUUCAAUGAAAUGGCUUCUGGCAUCCUCGCCCUUUUUCUCCGGACAGACCCAAACUCUGUGAGGCAAAACUCCAACAUCCCAACAAAUGUGGAGACAGCUGGCGAUGGAGGAAAGAAGAAAAAGAAGGAUAAGAAAGAGAAAAAAGGGGAAAAAGAGAAAAAGCCGAAAAGAAAGUGCGGACGCCGGAAAAAGACCUAG